This is a messenger RNA of Hypoxylon fragiforme, 1764 nucleotides long. RefSeq names its product histone deacetylase phd1. The coding region runs from base 159 to 1658 and encodes 499 amino acids. NCBI's taxonomy places the organism in Eukaryota, Fungi, Ascomycota, Sordariomycetes, Xylariales, Hypoxylaceae. Gene Ontology annotation, molecular function: histone deacetylase activity. The record is from RefSeq and is a predicted model, not a curated record. The transcript has 2 exons.
AGUCCAAUCGCAAAUUGUCGGGAGUGGUCACAUAUUAAGCCAAGGUUUGAGACUCAUCUUCAUCUUACAGCGGUACAUCGCACGCUACCCCGUUACCCAAUAACUUGGAACUAUUUUGCCUUGUUGGAUCGGGUACAUCUUAUUCCCCGGUCUUCGCUAUGGAGCAGGACCCGGCGAAUUAUUAUUCACUACGGCUCCCGAAACCAAACUACCUCCCUCACAAAGUCGAUGUUGACGAGCCUGUCGUAAAGAAGUUUAACACACCUUUGGACCGUCCUAGCGACCUUGAAAAUGCUGCCUAUCUUAGCAAGAUUAAGCGUUUUGCUCAUGAGCAUGGGAUCACCAAGCCUAAAGGCUACAAAGUCUCAUUUCAUUACAACCCUGAGAUGGAGAGGCAUCACUUCGGCCAGACGCACCCUAUGAAACCCUGGCGCUUGACUCUCACCAAGAGCCUGGUCUCAUCCUACGGCAUGAGUUUUGCGAUGGACAACUACACCGCCCGCGCCGCCACCUAUGAGGAACUCACAGCAUUUCAUACAAAUGAUUACGUUGAAUUCCUUGCCUCAGUCCCACCCCAACCGCUCCCACUAGAUGUCGACAACAUGCAUCCAGAUCUGAAAUUCAACCUGGGAGGCAGUGACUGUCCACUGUUUGAAGGAUUAUACGAUUAUUGUUCCAUGUCUGCCGGUGGUUCUUUGGAUGCCGCUAGGAAACUCUGCACAGGACAAUCCGACAUCGCCAUAUCCUGGGGCGGAGGACUACACCACGCCAAGAAAUCGGAAGCUUCCGGUUUUUGCUAUAUCAACGAUAUUGUUCUUGGUAUACUACAACUCUUGCGCGUUCACCCCCGAGUUCUUUAUAUCGAUAUCGAUGUGCACCAUGGAGACGGCGUGGAAGAGGCUUUCUUCUCCACUGAUCGUGUCAUGACUGUCUCCUUUCACAAGUAUGAUCCGCAGGUGUUCUUCCCCGGCACUGGCGCUUUAGAAGACAACGGACCUAGAAGCGAGCACAAUCCGGGAGCCCAUCAUGCUAUCAACGUACCACUGAACGACGGCAUCACCGACGAGCAGUACGAGUGGCUGUUCAAAAGCGUCAUUUCUAGGUGCAUAGAGAAAUUUAGACCUGGCGCUAUUGCUUUGCAGUGCGGCGCAGAUUCCCUUGCCGGUGAUAGGUUAGGUAAGUUCAAUCUGCUUGUGCAAGGGCACGCAUCAUGCGUGGAGUACUGCAAAAGCCUCAACAUCCCUCUGCUCAUGUUCGGAGGAGGCGGCUAUACGCCUCGAAAUGUCGCGCGCGCCUGGGCAUACGAGACAAGCAUCGCCAUCGGCCACAAUAAGACCAUCCCAGCGGAAAUCCCGCUCCAUACACCAUGGCGCGAGCGUUUUCGCCAAGACACACUUCUACCCACCCUAGAACAAAUCUUAGGGGAACCGCGACAAAACAAGAACCCCAAGAAGAAACUCGACGAUAUCAUCGAACACGUCACCGAGCAAUUGCGAUUCGUGGAGACGGCACCCAGUGUACAAUUCUCUACUAUCCCGCCCGAUCUUGGACCUAUCCGGGACGAAGUGGAACAGAGAAUUAAGGAGGAAGUUGACGAGAGAGAUGAGAUAGGACGAAAACUUCGCGAAGAGGCUGUUGGUGAUCGCAUGGAACUGUAGGUUUGAUAAUUAUGGGAGUCUACGGUUGCCGGAGACUGAAGGGUGGUAUUGGCUGUAUGUUUGGGCUGCCUUGAUCAGCAAUAUCUAGUAACUCGUUUUAGUCGCG